UGGCUGAGUGGGAUGUGUUUCGCAGUAGACACGCGACAAGCGUACCGAUGGUACGGCGAAAGUUUCGCUUGCUACUUUUGCUAGCCAGCAUUUGGCUUGUAGGAAUUGUCUACUAUGUUUAUAAGGCCAGCGAGGAACAGACAGGAGGCGAAGGCAAUAAGCUCCUACCCAAAAAUGUCUUCCCGAACGAGAUCGGUCCAGUCAUAGUACAUGAUGACACACUUGUGGUGCCAAAAAAGGAAAAAAUCAUCACACCACCCAAAAAGGCCAAAGAUGACACGUACAAGAAAAAAGUUGAAGAAAUCGUGAAACCUACUCAAAAACCCCAAAAGAGACACAAAGUGCCUAAACCUUUAGAUCAUAAUAAAGUGAAAGAUUUUCUUGAGGAUGGUCCAAACGAUGUUCCCUGGGAAGAGUAUGAUGAAAAGUCGUAUGUAGAUAAGAAGCGGGUUCGGCCAGGGGAAGACAACUAUGCCAGGAAUAAGUUCAACCAGCUUGCCAGUGACAACACCAAAUCUAACCGUGACGUCCCAGAUACACGCCAUCAACUGUGUCGACAGCAGCAAUGGAGGCAGAAUUUACCAUCAACAUCCGUCAUCAUCACUUUCCAUAAUGAGGCUCGAUCGGCUCUUCUCCGCACAAUUGUCAGUGUUUUCCGAAAGAGCCCUGCACACUUGAUAGAAGAAAUCAUUCUGGUUGAUGACUUCAGCGAUGAUCCUUCUGAUGGUGAUGAACUGGCAGUCAUACAGAAGGUCAAGGUCAUUCAUAACAAGAAACGAGAGGGUUUGAUUCGGUCCAGAGUGCGGGGUGCUGAUGCAGCCAAAGGUGCCAUCUUGACAUUCUUGGAUAGUCAUUGCGAGUGUAACACCUACUGGCUGGAACCCCUCCUGCUCCGUGUGGCAGAGGAGCGUACCCGUGUUGUGAGCCCCAUCAUUGAUGUCAUCAGCAUGGACAACUUCGACUACAUCGGAGCCUCGGCGGAUCUGAAGGGUGGCUUUGACUGGAACCUAGUGUUCAAGUGGGAUUAUAUGACUGCAGAGGAACGCAAUAAGAGGACGGAAAAUCCUAUCUCGGCCAUCAGGACUCCUCUGAUUGCUGGGGGACUGUUUGCCAUUGACAAGUCAUGGUUUGAGGAACUGGGAAAAUAUGACUUGGACAUGGAUGUAUGGGGUGGGGAGAACCUUGAAAUCUCAUUCCGCGUGUGGCAGUGCCAUGGUGCUCUAGAAAUCAUUCCAUGUAGUCGAGUUGGCCAUGUGUUCAGAAAACAACAUCCUUACACCUUCCCAGGGGGGAGUGGAAAUGUAUUUGCUAGGAACACACGCCGAGCUGCUGAAGUGUGGAUGGAUGACUAUAAACAGUUCUACUAUGCAGCAGUGCCCUCAGCAAAAAAUAUUCCUUUUGGAGAUAUUUCAAAACGUUUGACGCUGAAGGAACAGUUGCAAUGUAAGCCAUUCAAAUGGUUCCUGGAGAAUGUCUACCCAGAACUGAAAGUGCCAGACACCCAGGAUGUAGCUUUCGGCAGUAUGCAACAGUCCGGCCAGUGCAUAGAUACCAUGGGACACUUUGCUGAUGGGACACUCGGCAUAUACCCCUGUCACAAUGCUGGCGGAAACCAGGAAUUCUCACUGACGAAGGAUGGUAGCAUCAAACACCUGGACCUGUGUAUAACCCUGACAGGCGACGCCCCUGAGAGUGUUGUCAAACUCUACCAGUGCCAGUCUGACAACAUUCUACAGGUAUGGGAUCGCACUGAAGGGGAAACAAUGCUGAAACACAGGAGCCACAAUCUGUGUCUGGACAGUCAAGUUGUACAGACCAAAGGUCUCACUGCCAACAUCUGUAAUCCGGACUCAACCUCUCAAAAAUGGUCUUUUACUUUAAACCAGAUGAGGUAGUUCCAGAGGGGACUUCAUCACAUGCAAUAUUUAGUAUUUUGUGUGUCCAACUCUCUAUGCAAUAUUCUGGGUUUGCUUUGGUUUGGUCAUGUUGACUAGUUGUAAUGGAGGUUUUACUUACUUUUAAUUUGUGUUGAAGACCAACCUUGUUUUAUUGUCUCGAAAAUGAAAUCCACAACUUUAUGCUGAAAUGUUCAGAAUGAGAUCUGUUACUUUCUUUGCACAUCAUCUUUUAUAGAAAUCUUUCAUAACAAAAUAUUACAUAGCACCAGUUUUAUCAGUUUUGAAGCUUUUUUUUAAUAUUAAUACAUGUACUCCAUUUUAUUUCAUAGGAUUUUUUGCUGUAAAUCUUUUUGUAGGAAAGUUUAUUUAAGAUAGACUUCUACAUGCUGUAUUCAACUUAGCAAGUGCCGAGGGUGUUACAGUUAUAAGAAUAUACUCAAUGACACCAUAUGUGAAAGAUGUAUCACACAUUCAUUCUGAUUUUGACACGAUGGCUUAGUAUGUUACCUGAAUAAAGUACCGGUAAGCAUUGGCUUGAUUGAGAGAUCAUUGGCUUGCUGGAGAGAUCAUUGGCUUGCUGGAGAAAGAAUUGUGUGACAGGAAUUAUGUUGGCUAGAAUCAUGCCUAUCAUCACCAUAAUCAAUGAGGAUGUAUCACAAUCUAUUAGUCCAAUGUCAUAAUGAGGAUGGCAUUGGGGUGGGGCCACUUAUUUGGUUGAAUACUGUAAUGUAGAGCAUGAUACUUUUAAUGGCACAAUGUCAUGUACAAUGCAAAUGAACACUAUGUUGUUAAUGUGAAGUAACUGCUCAAUAUGUGAUACCAAACAUUUAGAAAUCAAAAUAAUGUAUAUGAUCCAGUUACCAUGGUUACAUGAGAAAUAUACAUAUAUUAUAAAUGUAAUCAUGUCUUAACUUAAUGCUACCAUGACAUCAUGACCUUUUUGAUGGAACGUAUAUAAUAUUUAUGUCAGUUUUUAAUUAGAUUUUGAUGUUUCUUUUGUAAUUAGUCUUGUAUUUUAAGGAGUGUUUGUAGUCAUGCGAGCAGAAGACAGUCUCAGGAUGUUUGUUCAGUUGUGUCUCUUUGUCCAUGUCCGAUCGUGACAGAAAGUAGGCCUGAAUGAUGCAGCCAAGUCAUGAGGCAAUAAAUACUUGUGUUGUUUGCAGGAUAUGUUACGAUCACUAUUUCAGAGUACAAUUGCACCAGUUUAUUCUGACAUGACAACCUUAACAUUUCUCCGAAAAAAAACAGUUUUACUUGACAGUUGUUCAUUCCAUUUUAGUUCCAACAUUUAUAGACCAGCUGACUUACAGUGUUUGUGAAAUGUGCGAUUUAGAAGGAAAUGUUUUAGUUCCAACAUUUAUAGACCAGCCGACUUACGGAUAAAGUGUUUGUGAAACCUGCGAUACAGAAGGAAAUGUUUUAGUUCCAACAUUUAUAGACCAGCCGACUUACAGAUACACUGAUUGUGAAACCUGCGAUACAGAAGGAAAUGUUUUAGUUCCAACAUUUAUAGACCAGCUGACUUACGGAUAAAGUGUUUGUGAAACCUGCGAUACAGAAGGAAAUGUUUUAGUUCCAACAUUUAUAGACCAGCCGACUUACAGAUACACUGAUUGUGAAACCUGCGAUACAGAAGGAAGUGUGUUGUUAAUGUGUGUCUUAAUGUCAGCCUUAUAAGAUGUGUUUAGUUUGGAAUGUGCUACUCAAAAGAAUUUAAAGAAAAUGAGAUUUCUUUGUUAUGACUACAGUUAAUUUUUCAUGGCACGUGAAACAAAUUGGGUGCUCUUGAACUAUUUCGGAGUAGUAUAUAGAGUAUACACAAGGUGUUGUAGAGUUAGUAGUUGGAGACUCUGGUAGCAGUGUAGCCACACUCCAUUAAUGAAAACUGUCCUUACCAAAUACCUAAAGUAUUAGAGAUAUAGCCAAACGCCCCUGGACUUGACCAUAAUUACACUGUGUCCGGUACAGAGGUGAGACCUGAGAUAUAUUUUAUAUACUUGUAUAUUCAAAUGUGAUUUAUUGUUGAUUUACAUGAUGUUUUAAUUUAAUGAUUGUGUUACAAAAAGUAUGUUAGAUUGUGUUGAGAUAGUUGUACCAUCAUUAUCAUCAUGUAUAAUCAUGUUUUUGCUAAUUAGGCAAAUUUUAAUUAACAGGGGGCUGAAUUGAAUACUAAUCACAGCUGUCAUGAUUAGAUAAACAUACAUCGGUAUUUUAUUACCUAGACUUAAUAAUGAUUUCCUAUGAAGCAAAUUUUAAUUAACGGGGCUGAAUUGAAUAUUGAUCACAACAUUCAUUGCAAGAGUAACGAACAUCAACAUAUCAGUGAUGUAUGCAGUAGGGUAGAAAUAGAAGAUAGCCUUAAAUAAUCUGCUGUUAUAUAUAUAUAUACGGUCCAUGACAAGGAUGUAGACUUUAUUACCAGUGCCUGUGGUUAGAGAUGAAGUUUACUUCAGCUCUGUGACAUGGUAGGUGAUGGGCCUACAGGCUGAAGUGUUCACUGGUGACAAUGAAGGACCUACGUUCAAUUCCCCCUACAGUGUGUGCGGCCCAUUCCUUAAAUCCAUAAGUUUGGUGGAUGGGAGUGCUCAUUGGUCUUGAAGUUUUCUAUCCCCCAAAUAAUGCUAACAGGGUUUACAGUUCAAAGCAAUAAAACCUUCCUUGUAGGUUAUGGCACCAUUGUUGUCAUGGUAAUGUUAUUUCUUUCAAAUUUUCACCGUUUAGCUGGACGGGGGAGGAACUUUACUUUUGAGAUGAAUAGAAUUGAAUAUAAAUUCUACUUUGAAUCCCUAUUCCCCUCAAGGAAGUGUCAUUUUAGUACUCCAUGGGAGUGCAGUUAGUUCCCUCCGUCUCUAACAUAGCCCUACAUCAGAUAGUCAUGUCAAGGUCACCUCAGUGCCAGGUGAAGGCGAUUGUUAUGGUGAUGGUUAUUGCAUGUGUGUUGAUAAACCCAGCCAUCCCAGUCAUUUACCUUGGCAUGUGUACAAGCAUAAUGUAGAAACUUGGGUUAUGUCUCAGCUGUAGUAAUUGUAUGUUGUACUCUUGUCUGUUUUAUAAUCAUUUACAUUUGCAAAUAAGGAUGUGCCUCUUGGUCUGCAACCAAUUGCGAAGUGUACAAACCCUAAAGUGAUCCAAACUAAUAACCCUUAACUUAUGUAUUGUCUGUCAGUAAGGUUUUCUGGUAAUGACUAUGUAUUUUUAAAGACAGUCAUAGUGGAGAAUUAGAACUCCUCUGACUAUGAUCUGAAUGUUUAAACAGUUUAGGGAAAGCACACUCAGCAUUCAUCUGAGAUUGAUUGUGUCCGACUGUCCCAGGCUAGUCUGUCUCUUAAAAAUGAUGUGAAACAUAUUGUUUGUAGCAUUUGAAAAUGCAAUUGAAACCUAACAUGUGCAAAGUGUCAAAAUCACCAUGCGUCAAUGUGUGGACUUAACUCCCUGAGACACAAAUGAAAUGUGGCAUCUCUCCCAGCGUCCUCCAACAGCUUGCUGACAUGUUGAAGUAUAACAGAUAGACUGUUGAAACCAACAACAAUGUCCUUCGUUGACCCUUUCCGUAUCUUAGGACCAUGGUUUUAAAUUCAAACAAUUUCCCUGUUCUUCAGAGUUCAGUACAGUGGUAUCUGGUCCUUGUUGCUUCAGAUAGGUCCCACAUUAAGCUCAUAUGUCUGGGUGUAACACAAAGCUGUCAAAGUAACAUUUAUCCCCUUGUUCGCCUCUCAAGAGAAAUUUGGAUGACAGGCAAUGGUUGAAAUUCCAGUUUUACUCUGCAAAUACAAACUGUUAUAUGGUCCAGAACUGUGAAAAUGUAUCCUCCUUGACGAUUAGCUGUAGGUUCAGUUGGCUGCCUUGGACACUUGCCUGAGUUUGGUCACUUUACAGGGUGUACCGAGACAGAUCGUGAGGACGCCACCCGACAGUCUUCCUCCGCAAUGUACAUGAUGCUCUACACUGCUGUCUAUUGUGAUAUAUUUAUUUGGAAAGCAUGUUUUUCAUACUAGAUUUUAUAAACAGUGAACUACAUUUUGUGCCAAACAGUCUGACGUUCAUGACAUGCUGAUAAUGUUGGUGUGAGAGGUGUACAGUUAUAGAUUUGUAUUGUGCAUGCUGAACGUUGUUUAAGCAUAGCUGUAAUCUGGAUGUUGUUUGUAUGAAGGGGUUUAUAAACUGUAGAUAGUUCUAUCAACUUGAAAUAUUUUUUAGAAUUUUACCUAUCUCGGAAAUCGCCAUUACGCACCAUUCAUCUUUGUGUGCUUGAAAUGAUUAUUGGAAGAGUAAGCUUGGAUAAGCCUCAGUUGGCACUGUUGUGAAUUGUGUUUAGCCUGUUGGGAACCUUAGCAGCAAUUUAGAAAAAAAGCAACGGUAAACACAACUAAGCAUGGUGUGCUUGCACUCAUGGCUGAAAGAUAAGCAGCAAGUUAGAAAAGCCAAAAUUAUGCACUCUCUGUUUAAGUGCAAAUAUUUUUGUUGAACGUGAAAUACCUUAAAGCAGUGCUCUCUGUACAUGCCUAAGGAAACGUUUGUGACCUAUAAGCAGGAUUAAAACAGAGCAGUUAGCUUUGUAUGUAUAUCGGACACAUCAGUGAGGCAUUUUGACACUGUUCAGCUCAAAACAUGAGGAAUCAGCAUUUUUUCAAACUCCUCUCUGACAUGGAUUGGAUGUAGGAUGUUCAUCUGCUGAUCUGACAAGAACUGACAGUGAUGUGUGUCAUGCCAGCAUAAUGGUACCUUCCAUUCACACUCGCAUGCAGUGUUUUACUCAAAUUUCAAACUACACAUGGCACAUGGAAAAAAACCCACAGUGCCAGUACCUGGAUAUGCCAGACGCUGUUCAUUGUCCAGGUACUCAAAACUGGUCAGCUUUGAGAAUGCUGCAGGAAAUGGUAUAUGCAUUCAGGCUCAAGACAUUCCGCUAAUUUUGUAAGUGUAUAUAUUUAGGCAAUAUAAAUUUUAAUGAUAUCUAAGCCUAAAAGUAAUAUAAAUUUUAAUGGUAUCGAAGCCUAAAAAGAGAGAGGUACUUUAAUAUUUAUUUCAUUUCAUUUCUAUUAAACUUUUUAAAAUUACAAUUUUUAAAAUUGUACUUUUCUUUUAAUACAUUUUCUUCUGUAAACAUGUUUAUUCGCCAAUUAAUGGAAUCCUUUUUAAGACUUCUGUAAGUAAAUAUUAUGGAAUGGGUAGUUGAAUAAUGAUCAGUACAUAAUGUAAAUUAUGAUCAUACUGUUUUGUAAUCUAUACCGUCUUCUUAUUGAUGAUGUCUUUGAAACAUGCGAGAGGAAUCCGACAACAGAACCAGUCCUUCUUGAGUUAAUGAACGCCAAUGGGACCAUAAUUAGUUUUUGGCCUUUUAUUAAGUGUGUAAUGUCUCCCAUGUUUAGUCUGUGCAAUACACCUUGUGUGUUUAAUUGGGGAUUGCAUGGUCACACUGGAUGGAGAGUUUGUAAAGAAGCUACCUCAGAAGACAAAGUAUCGGUGAGUUCAGGCUGGGUACAUGACAUACUGUAAUAGUAGGAUUAAUGUUCACAUAAUCAACCACUACUUUACCUCUGUCAGUCCUGAAUGCAUAGUGCAGGACAAGUGAUGCUUGUUUCCCAGGUUGCACAAGGUAGUUAAUCAAUCAAUAUAUCAUAGUAUUGGUUGACUGGUUGACUAGUUCCUUGUAGAUACCGGUCUUCUAUGAUGGCCAUGGAUACAACAGCACAGUUGUUUCUUCCAUUCUAAGCCAAAACAUUGUACAUAAUAUGUACUGCAUAUUAAAUAUACACAUAUAAUCAGUUCUGUCUCAUACCAGUGAUUAGUUUCCAAUGAUAACAUAACAAGGUCAGUCAUCUACAGGAACGUGGAUCACUGUGCAUCACUUUGUUGCAACAUCUCCAUGAUGUGGAGGUCUUGCUGCUCAAGCUGCAACAGCCCAGUCACCAAGGAAGACAUCAUCAGACCAUCCGUUCCUCACUUCUUGUAGUCCACAUUAUUCAUCAUACAACUGUUCAUGUACAAUUUCUGUGCUUUAUUUUUAGGAUAGUUUCGAUAACUAUGAAGAUAUGUUAGUUCUAGUGCUUGUAGUAUGCUUGUCUGUUGAUGUGGAUUGGUUGGGUUGUAAUAAUCUCUGUCCCCUCACACUGAUCCUGAUGUCAGUCGAGACAGAUUGUACAGUUAUUCUGUGUACAUACCAGUUACAAUUCUGAAAUACUGAGAGUUUCCAGUAUUAUUUGUAUUCAAUAAUAUUCAGUGUGUUUCAUGAAAUCAGUGGUGUUUGUAAUUUUGUGUGAUUCCAGUACAAAUAUGAAAGAUUAUGCAAUACUAAUCUAGUCUGUGUGUCAGCUGUUCCAGUAGAGGCAGUAGCUAGUGUGUCAUGUGGCUAUGGGUGUGUGAAUGUUGAGUGGUAUGGGCGGUGUUGAAUGUUUUAAUGCAAUAGGUUCCUAUGUGGCAAAGUGCAGGGAUCCUCAGGUAUGUACAGGUAGACCAGGAAGCAGUGAUCUUCAAGAUGGGUCAAUCUGUCACAGUACAAAUGGAAUGCAUAAGAAACUUUUAUUUUUCAAAAUCCUCUUCCUUUAUCUCUGAAAUUCAGUCUGGUAAUCUUUCUGAAUCCUUAUUUUGAGUGCCAGUUUGAAACUUUAGUAGAUAUAUUGUAUGGAACUUCAUUUUUAUCGUUUCUUUUCAAAACUUCAAUUUGAUAAUGUGUUUGCAAGUUUAAUGGAUGUCUUAUUUCAAAUUGAAAGAAUAUUGACUGUUAACUAUAGUUCAUUUAUAUAUUUGGAACUUGAGAUAAUUUUCCUAUUGAGACUCUAAUAAUAUGUGUGCUUAAGUGCAACAAGUUGACUAUCUCCUCAAGACACAGUAACCUGAUUCAGAAUGUCUACUUUCUGUAAGGGCUUUUUAGAAAAUCAAAUAUUGUCUUGAAUUAAGUUAAUUAUUGAAUGUUGAACAAUAUUAUUCACAACGUAUCUACAAUUAUCUUUUUAAUAUUCAUAUUUUUAAAUGGCAUUUGACAUAAUGAAAAUCAUUGUAUAUAUUCCUGUUCCUUAGGGUCAAGAUUGAUCCUGAGGAUGACGGUCUGCCAUAUGUGAUAAAUGUAUUCAGAGAGCUUUAUUCUAUGUUAAUCUGAACUGAUUGAAAUAUUAGUUAAAGGGUCUUAGAUUGGGUGAUUGUAUGUCACUGUUGAUGGUUAUUGGAUAUCAAUGUUGAGCCAAGAAUGUUGAUUGAUGGAAUACCUGCAAUCAGUAUUUUGCAAUUGCCCAUGGCUUUCAUCAAUUUGUAUUAAUUAGCUGUGUCUUGUACAUUGCUAUGGCUCACUACCUAUGGUAGACAGAGUCAACAAACGAUUUUACCAGAAAUAAAAUUUAUGAUAAUUAA
Messenger RNA from Haliotis rubra (blacklip abalone), 9242 nucleotides. RefSeq names its product polypeptide N-acetylgalactosaminyltransferase 2-like. Gene Ontology annotation, cellular component: Golgi apparatus. Lineage: Eukaryota; Metazoa; Mollusca; Gastropoda; Lepetellida; Haliotidae. The record is from RefSeq and is a predicted model, not a curated record. The transcript has 14 exons. Bases 48 to 1895 code for a protein of 615 amino acids.